Molecule: messenger RNA, 3973 nt
Organism: Corythoichthys intestinalis (scribbled pipefish)
Lineage: Eukaryota; Metazoa; Chordata; Actinopteri; Syngnathiformes; Syngnathidae
Product: UPF0450 protein C17orf58 homolog
Exons: 6
Coding region: 60-1439 (459 amino acids)
Molecular function (GO): protein binding
Source: RefSeq, a predicted model, not a curated record
GUUGCCACAGCUCUUUACGUAAGCUACAGUUGCUACCACUUUUACAGUCAGAAUUAAGGAUGCAGUCUACCAAUAGAGCAAAAACACCUCGUUCUGAAUGUCGGAUGAGUCGUGACAAAUUCAGAAACAAAACCAGGACUGGAGGUGCCUUUGAUCAAUGGAGACAACAACCAACGGCUAUUUUCACUACUUUUACCAGCCUUGAUAGCACCCAAAGCUCGCUAAAAACGCCAAUGGAGCAUCAUAUUCCUCCUACACUGUUGCUUCCCAGGUUGAGGUGUGCCAAGCCCCCCCUACGCAUCAUGCGCACAGUGCUUCCUAUUUACAAGGCGCAGGAUCAUGUUCAUGAGUUUUAUCCAAUUAUUGAGAAAGGUCCAAGCAGUUUUAUGGACCCCCCACAGAGCAAUCAAACCAGGCUCAUGGUGAAAGAACCUUCUCUGCCCAUCAAUGAACUUCUAGAGAAGAGCAGCAGGACCGGUGAAUCCAAAUUUUCUCUCCAUUCUUUACCUGCUGCCAUCUGGCCAAAGCACAGCGAUCUGGCACCCAUCCCUCGCCACCACGGUCCCCACAACAAGAGCAAGCGAGGCCCCAAAAGCGAGCACCUGUUGGACCUGAGCACAGAUAAAACCAGAGGAGAAGCGGCCGGUCUGCUUCCCAAACCUUCCCUGACGGGGUCGGCGGCCACCGAACGCACAACUCAGUCUGACAUCGGACCACCUCAGCCCACCGAACCUGAGGCCCAUGCAAACUCCAGACCCAAGAGUGCUCCUCAGCCUCAGCCUGCUCCGGCACCUUCUCCUCGCAGAGACCUACCUAACAGACGCCUAGACCCAGAGGAGAACCGUCCGGGCAAAGCCGGUCUUUACCAAUCCGGUAUCGGCACGGGUCCGCCUCGGAACAACAGCCGACCGCCUGUCACCUUCAACCGACGCUCCUCCAGCCUUCUGUACCAAUUUGACAUCCUCAGACGAGAGUCAGACCUCACUCAUGAUGCCUUUUGCAUGGGCGAGUGCAGGAAGGAGAAAGAUGAGCGGGAUUAUUACUGCUACAGCGAGUUUGCGGUCAACGGGGUCGUCCAUGACAUUGACGUACUGCGUAAAGGGAUUCGUCUCAUUACGUUGAUGGUGAGCGCCGACGGCUUCUACAAGACCAGUCGCCUCUAUGCCACCCCAGACAGCUUCUUCUUUAAAGUGCGCCUUCUAGUUCUGGACACCUACAAGUGCAGCAAACCCUGUCCUGAUAUCAAGCUUGGGACCAGAUACAUUGUUAUGGGUCAGAUCUACCACCGGAGGCGUCAUCUUCCGAGCGACCUCCUGAACCUGCUUGGCAGUCGACUCAAACCAGGCGACGGCAUCCUGAGGAGCAGCAACUACGUGAAAAGGUUCAACAAACGGAAGCACCAGAAGGUCCUGGAAGCCACCCGUAACAAGUGUCGGUGAACCCAAAAACUGGACUCUAGCCCCCCUACAUCUUGCAAGGGAAGAGACAUUGCAUCUUUUGUAAACCGCUUACACCAGAAGAAAGAGGCAAUACGAUUAGUUACAGCAUUAGCAAGUUUGCCUCCAAUUUGAAAGAUUGUGGGUUUGAGUCCUGACUCUGACCUUCUUACGUGGUUUGCAUGGUCUCCCGGUACUCACGCGGGCUUGGCACUAAUACUCAAGCUUCCUUUCAGAAUCCCAAUAUAUUCAUAUUUGGUUCAUUGAACACUAAAUUGUCCAAAGGAGGAUUAUGAGUUGUCAUGUUGUGCCCAAUAAAUGACUAGCAACAAGGUUGCUACUAGAACCGUGACCCUUAUGACGAAAUGCACUGCAGUAAACAGAUGGACGGAAGACAAAAAAGACUGAAAAUAAGAAAGAAUGGAUUCAUUUUCCCAUGGACCACCAUAAUGUACAAUAUAAAUAGAAAUACCAACGCGUGCCGUUUUCCCUUGAACUAAGUGCUUCCCAAAACCAAUUUGUACUAUUUAUGGCAUAAAUUAUGGAGUCCAUUACCUCGAAAUAUUGGAUAUUUAAACACCACUUGACCUCUUUGCUCAUUCAUGGCUGGUCCAUGAAGCAUCCAAAAGGGAAACACAUCCGAAAUGGAACUUUUAGACUAAACUCCACUGCUGGCCAAAAGUAUUGGCACCACAGCAAUUCUAUCAGAUAAUGCUCAAUUUCUCCCAGAAAAUGAUUGCAAUUACAAAUGCUUUGAUAGUAAUAUCUUCAUUUAUUUUGCUUGCAAUGGAGAAAAAAAAAAAAACAAUUGAGAAUGAAAACAAAAAUUAAAUCAUUAUCAUUUUACACAAAACUCCAAAAAUGGGCCGGACAAAAGUAUUGGCACCCUCAUUCUAAUACUUGGUAACACAACUUUUAGACAAAAUAACAACCUUUAGACAAAAUAACUGCGAACAACCACUUCCGGUAUCCAUGAAUGAGUUGCUUACAAUACUCUGCUGGAAUUUUGGAACAGUCUUCUUUGGCCAACUACUCCAGGUCUCUGAGAUUUGAAUGGUGCCUUCUCCAAACUGCCAUUUUCAGAUCUCUCCACAGGUGUUCUAUGGGAUUCAGGUCUGGACUCAUUGUCUCCAGUGCUUUCUCUCAAACCAUUUUCUAGUGCUUUUUAAAGUGUGUUUUGGGUCAUUGUCAGAGCCCAUAACCUCUGAGGGAGACCCAAUUUUCUCAAACUGGGCCCUACAUUUUGCUGCAAAAUUUGUUGGUUGUCUUCAGUUUUCUAAAUGCUAUGCACACGGUCAAGCAAUCCAGUUCCUGAGGCAGCAAGCAACCCCAAAACAUGAGGGAAUCUCCACCAUGUUUGACUGUGGGGUUUGAAGGCCUCAUUUUUCCCCCUGUAAACUCUAUGUUGAUGCCUUUUCCCAAAAAGCUCUACUUUUGUCUCAUCUGAACAUCUCAUUCUUCCAAAACGCUUUUGGCUUUCUCAGGUAAGUUUUGGCAAACUCCAUCCUGGCUUUUUUAUGUCUGUGGGUCAGAAGUGUGGUCUUCCUCGGUAUCAUACCAGAGUCCCUUUUCAUUCAGACGCCAACGAAUAGUACGGGUUGACACUGUUGUACCCUCGGACUGCAGGAUAGCUUUAACUUGUUUGGAUGUUAGUCGAGGUUCUUUAUCCACCAACCGCACAAUCUUUCGUUGAAAUCUCUUGACAAUUUUUUUUUUCUGUCCACAUUUCGGGAGGUUAGCCUCAGUGCCAUGGGCUUUACACUUAUUGAUGACACUGCGCAUGGUAGACACAGGAACAUUCAGGUCUUUGGAGAUGGACUUGUAGCCUUGAGAUUGCCAAUCCUUCCUUACAAUUUUGCUUCUCAGGGCUUCCUACAGUUCUUUGGUCUUCUUUCUUUUCUCCAUGCUCAAUGUGGUACACACAAAGACACAGGACAGAGGUCGAGUCAACUUGAAUCCCUUUUAACUGGCUUCAAGUGUGAUUUAGUUAGUGCCACCACCUGUUAUUAAGUAACAGGUGCUGUUAAUUACACAAAUUAGAGAAGCAUCACAUGAUUUUUCAAAAGGUGCCAGUACUUUUGUCCGACCCAUUUUUGGAGUUUUGUGUAAAAUGAUAAUGAUUUAAUUUUUCCACAUUCUCUUUUGUGUUUUUUUCAUUGCAAGCAAAAUAAAUGAAGAUAUUACUGCCAAAGCAUUUGUAAUUGCAAUCAUUUUGAGCAUUAUCUGACAGAAUUGCAGGGGUGCCAAUACUUUUGGCCAGCAGUGAACAUGUAUUUAAUUGCCCUGUCCUGGUAUUAGUCUGCUACUGUAUAUCUCUGUAAUGCCUUUAGAUAACUAUGGAAGCAAAAUGUGACAUUGUGGUUGUUACCGAUGAGCAGGAACUGCUCUUGAUGUUGCAAGGACUGCAAAUUAGGCAAGAAAUAAAUUGAACUGUAACCACACACGGCAUCCUUGUUUUAAGGCAUGAGUAGUUCUUUCAAGUCACAAAUCUCACAUAAUUAUUUACCUGGUGUUACCUUAGCUUUAGUGUCUUGCUC